Messenger RNA from Cyprinodon variegatus (sheepshead minnow), 1436 nucleotides. It is a transcript of the gene pdcl, whose product is annotated as phosducin like. NCBI's taxonomy places the organism in Eukaryota, Metazoa, Chordata, Actinopteri, Cyprinodontiformes, Cyprinodontidae. Gene Ontology annotation, biological process: regulation of G protein-coupled receptor signaling pathway. The transcript has 4 exons. Bases 95 to 1015 code for a protein of 306 amino acids. The record is from RefSeq and is a predicted model, not a curated record.
AACCAAGCUAAACAGAGGGCUGGCUAAGCGAGGCGCUACUGUAAAGCGGUUACUGUGUGUUUUCUAAAUUUGUUUCCACAGCUGGGCCGCUGCCAUGACGACUCUGGAUGACAAGUUGCUGGGCGAGAAGCUGCAGUACUACUACAGCAGCAGUGAGGAUGAAGGCAGUGACAAUGAAGAUGAAGAUGGGGAGAAAAAGACUAUCCGUGAUGCAAGUGCCUCUGAGCCAGAGAUAGACUACAGUGCAGAUGGAAGUGCUGUUAACACAGGUCCAAAGGGAGUCAUCAAUGAUUGGAGGAAGUACAAGCAGCUGGAAGUGGAACAGAGGCAGGAGCAGAAAAGGGAAAUGGAAAGACUGAUAAAGAAGCUGUCGAUGACAUGCCGCUCAGACCUUGACCUGAAAAAAGACAAAGAGGAGGAGAAGAAGCUUCAGGACAAAAUUAAAAGCAAAAUGACUAUGCAGGAGUACAACAUGCUCCAGGAGGAAGAGGACGAUGAAGACUUCCUGCAGCAGUACCGCAUGCAGCGCAUCGAACAGAUGCGGCGCCAGCUCUGCCGUGGAAAACGCUUUGAGCGCGUUCAUGAGCUCAAUAGCGGGGAGGAGUUCCUGGAGGCUUUGGACAACGAGGACAAGAGUACACUGAUAAUGAUCCACAUCUAUGAGCCAGAUAUCCCCGGCUGCGACGCCAUGAGCGGCUGCCUGAUGUGCUUGGCACAGGAAUACCCUCUGGUGAAGUUCUGCAGCGUGCGCAGCUCAGCCAUCAGCACCAGCGAGCUGUUCAGAGAGAGCGCCCUGCCCGCUCUGCUCGUCUACAAAGCAGGAGACCUGAUAGGCAACUUUGUGCGGCUCACCGACCAGCUUGGGGAGGAUUUCUUCGCCGUAGACCUGGAGGCGCUUCUACAGGAGUACGGCCUGCUGCCGGAGAAGCCCCCUAUCGUCCCAAAAACACUUCGUAACGGAGCCAUCAUUCAGAGCAACGUGAGCGAUGAAGACUCAGACCUUGACAUAGACUAGUUCUCUAUUAUCCAGUAUGUACAUUUCAUUUGGUAAACCUGCACACCCCGUUAGCAUGGACUGUAUAUCAUAUUUAUUUCUGAGAACCCCUUGUAGAGGUCCUGCUCUCAUCUUACAGCACCAGAGCCAAAGCAGAAGAAGUAAAUGACUUCAUAUCAUUCCAUUCUGAAUAUUUGGACAUGAUCAUAUUUGAAACACAGAGAGAGUAAUAUGGCUGUAUGUACAGUUCAUUUAUUCCUUGAAGCUCUCAUGGUUAACCUCUAUCUUCUGUGUUCAUUCAUUCCUCUGCAUUGUUUCCUAACUUGUCAGCUCUAUGAAAUGUUUCACUCUUGACAAAGUUGAACCUUUAAUUCCAGACUGACAUUUUAUUAGUUUUGUAACUUUUCUAUGUGCUGUAACCUGAAAUAAACUGCAGCGUGUU